AUGUAUCGAGAAGCUUCCAUGCUUUUUACUUUCAUAUCAUUAGGCUUAGCUUCUUUAUUGGAUGUAGAUUUUGACAUAACUGAUGGUGUUAAAUUAGUUAGCAUACCAGUGUCUAAUAGCAUCGAAGAUGAAGGUAGAUCUUUCGAUAAUUCGCCAUUAUGGCGAAUGGCGAAAUUUCUACAAGGACAUGAGUUACAUGUUAAAUUGCCGAAUAUAAUCGAAAAAGAGAAAAUCAGUAAUUUAUUAGCUGAAUCGUUGAAGAUUGUUGAUGAAUCUUACAAGAGUAACAAUGCAACAGGAAGGGGCAAGGGUGACGGCGGAGGAGGGCUGGCGCUACUGGGCCUAAUGUUUGCAAAGACCAUUGGUGCAGCGGGAAUCGGUGGUCUGGGAUUAUUAACUAUGAAGGCGCUAGCUGUAUCAGCGCUUGCGUUAAUGCUGUCAGCUAUCGUGGGCGUCAAGAAACUAGCGUCUCACGACGAUCAUGAUGACCACCAAGUGAUCUACGCAGGGCACGGACAUCACCGGAAGAGGAGAGAUAUAGACACACCAUUACCUUACCGAGGAUGGACACAGUACAAACAAGAAAAUAAAUGA
This is a messenger RNA of Papilio xuthus (Asian swallowtail), 594 nucleotides long. RefSeq lists its product as uncharacterized. NCBI's taxonomy places the organism in Eukaryota, Metazoa, Arthropoda, Insecta, Lepidoptera, Papilionidae. The transcript is spliced from 3 exons. The record is from RefSeq and is a predicted model, not a curated record. Gene Ontology annotation, cellular component: membrane. The coding region runs from base 1 to 594 and encodes 197 amino acids.